Messenger RNA from Loa loa (African eye worm), 342 nucleotides. RefSeq lists its product as hypothetical. Bases 1 to 342 code for a protein of 113 amino acids. The record is from RefSeq and is a predicted model, not a curated record. The transcript is spliced from 3 exons. Lineage: Eukaryota; Metazoa; Nematoda; Chromadorea; Rhabditida; Onchocercidae.
AUGAAACAAAAAGAACCAAAAGCUAACUUGUGGCAUCUAACUACUUCAAAACAUUUUCCGAGGAAUACCGGUCUUGCACCAAUCUCUCAUACGUCUGCCUUAACAUCUGUUUACGGUACGCACGUAUCACAUAUGGUUGUUGGUACUUACCUCGUAGAACAGGAAUCUGACAAAGGCUGGUUUAAAGGAAUUGAAGAAAAAGGAGAAGGUGGGGAGAAGAAACAGGUAUUUAAUUUAAAAUCGACAACCACUUUUGAAAAGACUGAAAAGGCAAUCAUUCUUGAGGACCUAUUUUGGGAAAAUUUUUCACAAGAAGGCGAAAGAGAUGACAUGAAAGGUUGA